This is a messenger RNA of Paramecium pentaurelia, 612 nucleotides long. The record is from the annotation of a GenBank genome assembly. NCBI's taxonomy places the organism in Eukaryota, Ciliophora, Oligohymenophorea, Peniculida, Parameciidae.
AUGUCUUAUAUUUAGAACAAUUUAUGUCUUAGAGGCAUUGAUGAAUUAAGAUAAGUAUUUAAAUAGGUUCAACCUCAAAUUAAAUAACCAAAUCAAUCUAGAGAAAUUGAAGUUGAUAGAGUAAUUGACACAACACACAUUCAUCAGAAUCAUUAUCAUCCAAUAUUCAUUAAAUAGCCAUAAUUCUUUUCUAUUACUUAUUAACCUUACAUAAUCAUUUAAAAUCAACUAAUAACAGAUAGUAAAUAAAAAAAAAAGAAGAAAAAAUGUAUCAUUGCAUUCUAAGAAUAAAUUCAAGUGUAAUAAAUUGUAAAUAGGAAUCUAAAUAGAGUAGAAUCACCUAAAAUUACUAUUGAAAAAGAAAUGACACAUUUGAAAUCAUUAAUAAGACAAAUUACAGUUUAAGGGCAACCUUCAUAAGUCUUAGAAUAUAAUAUAAGUGUUAGUAAAAUAGAAAAACCUAAAGAUAAUUCUGAAAUAAUUACAGUACUCUAAGCUCUUUAACCUUAACCUAUUUAAUUAUUAUAAAAAUGUUCCUGUCUUUAGAGAUGUUCCUAUUUACUAAAAUUUUCCAAUUUACAAAGAAGAACCAUCAUAUUCAGAACCAAUUGA